AUGAUACAAAUGUGGAGCGUCACCGGAGCACUGGGUGUGGCGGUGCCUACCGCCGCCGCUAGCCGUCCGAAACCGUUUCUCGUCUCCUCUUCUCUUCCCAAACAGACGAAGAAGCUCAAUCUCUCCCCGCCACUGCCUCUGGCUCCACCAUCACAUUUCUCCUCCACUUUUAGAACUGCUGCCACCACCUCCGUUCAACAACAAUCGGAUAAUAAGGGAGAGAGCACCAAGUACUACUUCCUGGUUGCGAAUGCCAAAUUCAUGCUUGACGAAGAGGAACACUUCCAGGAGCAAUUGUUUGAACGUCUUCGAUACUACGGAGAGCGUGACAAGGAGCAGGACUUCUGGCUUGUCAUCGAGCCCAAAUUCCUUGAUAAGUUCCCUAAAAUCACUCAAAGGCUCCGUCGUCCUGCCGUCGCUCUUGUUUCCACCAAUGGCCCAUGGAUCACGUUUAUGAAGUUAAGAUUGGAUCGA
Molecule: messenger RNA, 474 nt
Organism: Thlaspi arvense
Lineage: Eukaryota; Viridiplantae; Streptophyta; Magnoliopsida; Brassicales; Brassicaceae
Source: the annotation of a GenBank genome assembly